CCGUCCUUUCCGUUCUUUUCAUCCCCUCUCCGCACUUGUCUGAAAAACUACGAGAGACAAGUCACACUUUCAACAUCCGUGGACGAGCCUGUCAAGGUCGUUCAUCAAUAAAAUUCCAGAAAUAGUUCCUCGUGAUUGAAUCAUCAAAAUCACCUAAUUAUAAUUUUGAUAUUAUAUGUGAACGAAUGAAAAUAAUCGCGUAAAAAUAUCACCACUAAAAUUCAGUCGUAUAAAUUGCUGAAAGAAGUGUAUGGGAUAUUAUAAGAUGGCGUCAGCAGUCAUCACGUCGUGGACUUGAGAGAAAAAUGAGAAGAUAAGAAAUGUGCAGUUUUUGUUAAAAAAAAAAAGAAGUGAGAACGACUAAUUAUCUGUGUGUGAAAGACUAUAAAUGAGGGUUGAUGUGUGGUUAACUGGUUUUGUUAAAAAUGUCAAUCGAAAUGUCUCUGGUGGAAUUAUUAAUCAAAUGUGAGUCACAACUAGGAUAAAUAAAUUGAACUUGAUGAAAUCUUCCAUGAAGUUAGGUCUUGGGAAUUGCAAUCUUUGUAUGUGCUCAUCGAUGCCUUUGUCCAGUGUGUCACACUGUGUUGCCAGGACUUUUUAGCCCCCGCCCGUGAUUACAGCGAUAGCAAAGGCCAACGAUAACCCAACAUUCAACUGUCGAGGGCGAUUCGUAACAACUUAAAACAGUCCAAGUGUUGAAAAUAACAUUGAUUAACAAUGCGUGAAUUUAAGGUAGUGGUGUUGGGCUCGGGUGGUGUGGGCAAGAGUGCACUGACAGUGCAAUUUGUGUCUGGAUGUUUCAUGGAAAAGUACGAUCCAACGAUUGAGGAUUUUUAUCGUAAAGAAAUUGAAGUGGACAAUUCACCGUGUGUUCUGGAGAUACUUGACACUGCUGGCACUGAACAGUUUGCCAGUAUGAGGGAUUUGUACAUUAAAAAUGGCCAGGGCUUCGUUGUUGUGUACAGCCUUACCAAUCAUCAAACAUUUCAGGAUAUUAAGGCUAUGAAGGAGCUUAUCACACGCGUCAAAGGUACUGAGAGAGUACCAGUGUUAUUGGUUGCUAAUAAAUUGGAUCUGGAGCAUCAGAGAGAGGUGGAUACUGCCGAGGGUAAUGCACUUGCUCAGCUGUGGGGCUGUCCAUUUGUCGAGGCAUCAGCCAAAAAUCGUACCAACGUCAAUGAAGUUUUUGCUGAAAUUGUUCGGGAGAUGAAUUUUAGCCCGGAAAAGGAGAAGAAAAGUUACUGUUGUUGCAGUGUACUCUAAUACUUAAUCAAAAGGAUGGUACAUUGGGACCGAUUGAGACUGAAAUUUUACUGAGUGCUUUAAAAUACAUGUGGCACAAAAAGUACCAUAGAAUUCCAUAAUGCAGGAGUGAAAUUCUUUCAUCUGGAUAUACUCUUCGUCAAUAUUUCCAUUCGGAAUUUUCCAUAUUCUCCAGGAGUGAAGAUUAAUUUCGAGGGAAUGCCUUUUUUUAUUGAAAAAAUAAUCAUGAAUUUGUUGUUGCUAUUGUCAAACGUACACGACUGACUCGUCUAUCUGUUCGUCACGUUUUGGUUCUUCUCUUUUUGCGUUUCAUUUAUAUUUUCGGGGGAGGAAGGAUACGAAAUUAAUCGAGUAUGGAAAACUUUAAAGAUCGUGGCUGUCAACUAGCUUCAUGGCCGAAUAUUUUAAUAUAACAUGGAUAGUAUUAUAUGUAAUUAUCAUUGUAAUAUAUUAAUUAAGUACGACUGGUAUAAAUAAGAGUGGAAACGGGGAGGAUAUUGGUGGUAUUUUGAAGGUGACAAAUUUUAAGGACCAAUGCGCAAUUCAUUUGUAAAAUUGUAAUCGGUUUGUAAGGUAGACGUGAGACGAUUGUGUGAUGGCCCCAUUCUUCUUGGUGUUAUUGAGUUAAUUGUUAAUGCUAAAGAAUAGAAACGAAAAUAAUCUUAAUUGGAUAGUUCAUUUGUUGAUUAUUUUCGUGCUCAAUUAUGGAGAUUUUUUCUUUUAUUUUGUGGGCCAUAACGUCGAAUAUUGUUCGCGAUCGAGGGCCUCUAAAUUUUCGAUAAUUUUUUAGGCUCUGGAUAGUUAUUCUAAAGGAAAGAACAAUUAUUGGAUCUUACACAUUUUUGACUAGAAUUUAUUCGCUCUGUUUUACGAAUUAAAAAACGUUUUUAAAAAAUCCAAAA
Diachasmimorpha longicaudata is the source of this 2165-nucleotide messenger RNA. RefSeq names its product Ras-associated protein 2-like (gene Rap2l). Gene Ontology annotation, biological process: negative regulation of cell migration; Rap protein signal transduction. Lineage: Eukaryota; Metazoa; Arthropoda; Insecta; Hymenoptera; Braconidae. Gene Ontology annotation, cellular component: plasma membrane. The record is from RefSeq and is a predicted model, not a curated record. Gene Ontology annotation, molecular function: GDP binding; GTP binding; GTPase activity. The transcript has a single exon. Bases 718 to 1263 code for a protein of 181 amino acids.